CUUAUUUACACGGUUUGUCGAAAUUCUUAACCAAUGUCGCAUAUAAAACGAAUGUUUACAAGCAGAUUCUUUAGUAAAACUGUUGAAGAUCGUAGGAUAGUUGUAAGACGUCGCUAUGACAUACGGUAUGAGAUACUACUUGUGCCUUGCGAUCCUUGUCGUUUGCGAAGCGGCAAGAAUACCCAGAGUAACCGAGCAACCAUAUUUUCCGAAUUUUCAAGAUAUUUAUCCGAAUCGUAAUUAUCAAACUGAGUCAGUGAAUAACCACGAUGAUGGGCCAUUUUUCGAGAACUAUAGAGCGCAUGAAGGGAACGCAGGUAUAGGAAACGAGUUUUACGAUCAUCGAACUCCCAUCGGUGGCCGAGCAAAUUUUCUUCAUCAUCUCACAAGAGGUAACGAGAGUGUAUUGUUAAUCGUUUCCAAAGUUAUUAGUCAAUCUUUCGUGUUUCAGUUCCGUUCGAAGAAUUUAGAGGCCGAGACGCUGUUCCCCGGCAUUAUGACCGAUUUAAUCAUGCGAUUAAUUACGAUUAUCAGUUAUAAAGAUUUUAUCAAGUUUACGUUGAUCUGAUGUAUAUCGAAUAUAAUUAACGCUGCAAACG
Molecule: messenger RNA, 599 nt
Organism: Bombus pyrosoma
Lineage: Eukaryota; Metazoa; Arthropoda; Insecta; Hymenoptera; Apidae
Exons: 2
Coding region: 116-568 (150 amino acids)
Source: RefSeq, a predicted model, not a curated record